Messenger RNA from Medioppia subpectinata, 1192 nucleotides. Lineage: Eukaryota; Metazoa; Arthropoda; Arachnida; Sarcoptiformes; Oppiidae. The record is from the annotation of a GenBank genome assembly.
AAACUAUUUGAGUGCAAACAAUGAAUGCAAACAACAAUCCAAUGCUCCAGACAUUGAAUCUCAAUGCAAACUAAGAAGAAAAAAGUCUUUGAUUCAUAAAUUGUAUUCAUCGACGAGGGAAGAGCCCAUCCGACUAUCAAUCCUCGGCCGACCCAUACCUAUACAUCGAUUACGCAAUGAUAUUAGUUUUUUUAAGGAAAAGCUGGCCGUUUAUAACUUCCUGCAGAGACCGCGAGGCUUUGUUGCCAUUGUUUAUCAUGUGUUUGUCUCAGUAGUUGUCUUCGUUUGUUUGCUAUUGACUGUGUUUUCCACAAUUUCAGAAUACGAAAAUUAUGCGACAAAUGGGUUACGAUAUAUGGAUUGUUUGAUUGCAGCCCUCUUUAGCUCCGAAUUUGUUGCUCGCUUAUGGAGUGCUUCCUGUAAUUCUCACUAUCAGGGUUGGAGAGGAAGACUUCGUUUUCUCCGGAAUCCGUUCCGUAUAAUCGAUAUGUUGGUUAUCAUCACGUCUUGUAUUGUCUUAUUCUUCGACACCAAACGGCACACACUAUUCGUAUACUUCCGUGGCUUUCGCUUUUUCCAAGUGUUUCAAAUGCUUCGACUCGAGCAUAGGUUCCGUCCGUGGCCUGUCAUGUCAUCUGUCGUUUGGCAACAGAGGGAACACUUAGCCAUCACUACAUAUAUGGGCUUUCUAUCGCUGCUAUUCAUCUCAUUUGCCAUCUAUUUUGUCGAGAAAGACGUGAAUCCGGCCUUCAAUAACAUCGCCGCCGCUAUGUAUUGGGGAGUCGUUACGCUUUGCACUGUCGGUUAUGGAGAUAUGAUUCCCAUUACGCCAACCGGAAAAUUCUUGUCCUCUAUAUGUAUAAUAAUUGGUGUCUCAAUAUUUGCAUUACCGGCCGGAAUAUUGGGCACAGGACUCGCACUCAAGGUUCAGGAACAGCAAAGAGUGAGACAAAUGGGUAAACGGAGAGAACCUGCAGCCAAACUAAUACAGUGCACGUGGAGGUGCUAUGUCUCGAGCGAGAACUCCAUAUCGACGGUCACCUGGAAGUCAUACAAACGGUGUGACGGCAGACACGAGCCGCUGACCAACGGCGAGAAGACGGCCAUCCGAUUCAUACGAGUGGUCAAGUAUUUCAUCGCUCGGCAAAACUUCAACAGAGCUCUGAAGCCGUACGACAUAAAGGAUGUGUUG